Molecule: messenger RNA, 1365 nt
Organism: Eutrema salsugineum
Lineage: Eukaryota; Viridiplantae; Streptophyta; Magnoliopsida; Brassicales; Brassicaceae
Product: E3 ubiquitin-protein ligase RNF25
Exons: 7
Coding region: 63-1136 (357 amino acids)
Biological process (GO): protein ubiquitination
Cellular component (GO): nucleus
Molecular function (GO): ubiquitin protein ligase activity; protein binding
Source: RefSeq, a predicted model, not a curated record
GCCGUCUCUGCGCUGACGUGAGUGCUUUUCUCGUUCCUCUCGGGGCCAAAAAACAAAAAGGAAUGACGGAGGAGGAGGUAGCGAUGGAGAUGGAAGCUGUAGAAGCAGUUUACGGCGAAGAAUGCGUCAUAUUGGAUUCUUAUCCUCCUCAUCUUCACCUCCACAUCAAGCCCCGUACCGCCGAGAUCUCUUCUCAGCAGUUUGUGGAAGCAGUUGUGAGAAUACAGGCAGGUUAUAAGUAUCCAGACGAGCCACCUCGAAUCAGCCUGAUCGAAUCCAAGGGUCUUGAUGAGCAAAGGCAAAAGCAUUUGAUGGGGUUGGUUCAGAAGAAAGCUUCUGAACUAUCAUCUUCUCUGAUGCUGGUAGAACUUUGUGAGGAAGCAGUUGAGAGGCUCACGAUUAUGAAUCACCCGGAUGGAGAUUGUCCACUGUGUUUGUAUCCGUUAUUCCCUGAGGAUGGCGGGAGUAAACAAAUGCCAUUUAUGAAACUGAUGUCUUGCUUUCAUUGUUUCCACUGUGAGUGCAUCAUUAGGUGGUGGAAUUGGCUUCAUACGCAGAAACAAGCUGAUUCAGAAAAUGUUGACACUUUACAUCUGCGUAGAGAAACAAGUGACCAAGAAGGUAAAUCUGGAUCAGCAGAUAAAAACUUGGGAAACUGUCCAGUGUGCCGCAAAGUUUUUCAUGCGAGUGAUAUUGAACAUGUUCUCGACUUAGUCGGUGGUGCUCAGUCAUUCCAAGAGGAUGCUGGUUUUAUACACGGUGAGGAUGAAGAUCCGCUGCUCCAGUCAGAUUCAGAGAACAUGAGAAGGGAGCGGUUUGAGGCUAUACUUAAGACACAGGAAGAAAAAGGUGGUCUGGUUCAACCGAAGAAAAACAUAUCAGUUGUGCCCGGUAUGUAUCUUCCUCCACCAGCUCCUGCGUCAUCUUCAUCAAACGAAGAAGAAGCCGGUCAAAGUCAAGAACGAGGAGAAGUAGAGCCCAAAGAAGCUGAAUCAGAGACAAACACUAGCAGCUCCACCAACAGGAGAGGCCGAGGCAGAGGCAGAGGCCGUGGCCGUGGACAUAAUGUCAACAGAAGUAAGCAGAAUUCGCAAGAUCCAAGGAAGCCGACGAAGCAAUGGGUGCAGAGAAGUUGACAAAAGUCAUGGAUUAUUUAAAUCUCGAGAGAGACGGACAUCAAAUUCCGACUCGAAACACAAGAUUAUACUUAAUAAAACUUAAGAUAUUGGGCCAAGAAUCUUUCGUUUUUACAACUUGUAAAUGCCUGUGAGCUUUUUUUUGGGUGGUUAGUGAGACGAAUGUGCUUGUCGGGUCGAUAUUGUCCACUGAAAUCAACCUCUGAUGAACAUUAAUAAUUUUUUCUCU